AUGGAGGGCUGCUAUCCCCUGGAAAGCGAAAGGAUAGAAGCGUGGCUUGACGACCACUUGGAGUUCGCUCAUACCUACUUUGUCAGGAAGGCUACAAGGUAAGCGCGGGGUGAGACUGAAGUCGUAAAAGUGAUUAAUUGUAUUUACGAAACAGGGAUAGCUCUGUUUACGAUACAUCCUCGCAGUGCAUUCUAUUUUAAGCAAUUUUGGCGAUAAUUAAUGUGUUCCGUGCAUUGAAAGGCACUGGCAGCCUAUCUUACCUGCGUGGGUUGUUUGUUUCAACGUAAAAUAAUAUGCUAGCGUACUGUACAAGGUUGGGGAUUUAAACGGCGAUAUCACACGCUAUAUGGUAGCCUUUUAUGGUAUUACGCACAAUGUCCAGCUUUAUCCAACGUCUCUCCACAGCAAUUUAUUGAUGCACCGCACAAUCGUCUUUACAAUCAGUAACUAUUCACCAAAUACUUGAGAACAGAAGUUAAAUCAUUAACCUUUAUUGGGGUGAUUCCUUUCCAUUGUGUUCCAAUGUUUGUCAUUUAGCAGACGCUCUUAUCCAGAGCGACUUACAGUUAGUGAGUGCAUACAUUAUUAUUAUUAUUUAUUUAUUUAUUUAUUUUAUUAUACUGGCCCCCCGUGGGAAACGAACCCACAACCCUGGCGUUGCAAACGCCAUGCUCUACCAACUGAGCUACAUCCCUGUUCCAAAAGCACACAGUGAAUUAAAAGUUAUCCAAAAUGCUUUUUGUUAUUGGGAUUUUCCACCUCAAAAAGGACAACCCACUGGGCACAGCCAUCAAUUCAACGUCUAUUCCACGUUCAAUGUAAUUUCAUUGAAAUUAUGUGGAAACAACGUUGAUUCAACCAGUGUGUGCCCAGUGGGAAGAAAUACAAUUUUCGACACCCACCAGCUCAGAUGGUUCUGAGAUCGUUUAUGUAGUAACGGAUAUGAUUAGCAUUCCUGAAACAUUAUUUUGUUGAAAUAUUAUUUGAUCUCUGAUAAAUUAAGCUAAUUGAUUGCACCUAAAUUGGCCAUUUUAAUUCAUAGGAUUCAGAUCAUAUUCAAUAAAUAUAGUACCCAACAUCCGAUUUGGACCGAACUUCUUCCUUCCAAUGAGUAAGGCAUGAAGGAAAUGUGUCCCACCGCAACAACCAGUAUACAGUAUCAGUUAUCUAUGUUUGACAAAUAGUAUGAAGCUGGGGCUUGUAGUAUUGCUUCUCCAUACUAUGUAAUGUAUUCCCUGGGAAUCUGGAGAUGUUUCUUUUCCCCUGUUCAGUGAAAUUAGCAAUUGAAUUCGGAAAAUAGUGUGAAAGAACCCUGUUUUGACCACUAGAUGCCGCUGUUGCUACUACUGCCACCACACUAAUUUAUCAAUUUUGCUGGUCUCUUGUUUAUCAAAUAGAUCACAAAAUUUCCUUUGCAACUUUGAGUAGAAAACCAAUAGAUUUAGCUCACGAAACAAAUUGUGUGGUCAUCCUCACAAUUCAAGCCAGUCCUCCAUGAAAGCAAUGUAGUUUGUCCUUCUCAUCAACCUAAUGCUUCAACCUAACUCUCCUUGAAUAGUUCAACAAGUGGCAGCUCUCUGUGGAGGGCUAUCCCUAUGGUGCAAUUCUCAUAUGAAGACUUUUCCUAUAAGCCCAAAACAUUGAUCGAGAAAUGGACUAGGGAUUAAAAUGUUGUGACAACCCUAGUAGAACCCAAUACUAUUACCGUUGCAAAACACUAUCUCAUGUGUGUUUGGGACUUUUACCAUUGAAGACCAUUAGAGACCAUAACAUUGAAACCAUUAGUACUGCUGUAGCCUAAUUGUUUCCUUGUUCACCAGGUAUGGUCUGAUAGUAACUGAUCCGGAAUAACAAUAAAAAAGAACAAACCACAAAGAGGGGCUGUUUCCUGGACACAGAUUAAGCAUAAGAGAAGGACAAACUCAAUUGCUUUCAUGGAGGACUGGCUUGAAUUGUGAGACUGACCACAUAAUUUAAUUCAUUUUUUCAAUCUUGUCUCAUCGCUGCAACUCCCCAACGUGCUCAGGAAGCAAAGGUCGAGUCAUGCAUCCUCCGAAACAUGACCCGCCAAACCGCGCUUCUUAACACCCGCACGCUUAACCCGGAAGCCAGCCGCAUCAAUGUGUCGGAGGAAACACCAUUCACCUGACAACUGAGGUCAGCCUGCAGGUGCCCAGCCCGCCACAAGGAGUCUCUAGAGCGCAAUGAGACAAGUAAAGCCUCCCCUAACCCGGACGACGCUGGGCCAAUUGUGAGCCGCCUUAUGGGACUCCCGUCACGGCCGGUUGUGAUACAGCCCAGGAUUGAACCCGGGUCUGUAGUGACGCCUCUAGCACUGCAAUACAGUGCCUUAGACCGCUACGCCACUCGGGAGGCCCAACACAAUUAAAUUUAAUCAUGAGCCAAAUCUAUUGGCUUUCUACCAAAAGUUGCAAAGGAAAUAUUGUGAUCUAUUUAAUAAACACAAGAGACCAGCAAAAUGGAUAAAAGAGUGUGGUGGCAGUAGCAGGAACAGCGGUAUCUAGUGGUUAAAACCGGGUACUUUCAAACUACUUUAUGGUAAAUAAUGCAUUACAUAGUAUGGAGAAGCAAUACUACAAGCCGCAGCUUCAUACUACUUGUCAAACAUAGAUAACUGAUACUGUAUACUGGUUGUUGGGUUGGGAUUGGCAUGGGGUGUGGGGGGUCCAUGGGUGGCUUUUGACAAAUCGGAUGUUGGGUACUAUAUUUAUUGAAUAUUAUCUGAAUCCUAUAAAUUAAAAUGACCAAUUUGGGUGCAAUCAAUUAGCUUAAUUUCUCCCAAAUAAUGUUUCAGGAAUGCCAGUCUUACCUGUUUCUAACUGCAGAAACGAUUUCAGAACAAUCUGAGAGGGUGGGUGACAUGGCUUGCUGAAAUGACAUGGAACAAAUCUAUUUCCAGACUUUUGGAAUAGGUACUAUUGAAAUGAUUCAUUGUUUUGUCUUUAUCAUAACAUAAAGGUGUUAUUACAUGUUUUGAAAUAUUGCAGUGCCUCGUGUACAGUUGUAUUACUGUCAUUUACUCAGAUUACUAUCAGAACCUAAAAGGACAAUUUAUUCCCAUUCCUGCAGUCAAAUGACCUAGUGGCCUCAUGGGUGGAAUGUUAUUAAUAUUUUUCAUGAUUUCAUAAAUUAAUAAACAUUAUUUAAAAAACAAACGCCAAAAAUCUGGUGUUUCUAUGUCAAAACGGUUUUGUUACAUUUCAGUCUUCUGUGAUGUAUUUUGAGUUUGGGAUGCAAACUCAAAAUUGAAUAAAUGUCAAUGGUAUGUCUGACAUGGUACAGGUGUCUUCUUUUUUUAAGCCCAUAACCAUGUGUGUGAGGUGUAUACUUUUGUUUCAAAGUAGAUUUGUUUAAGACUACCAAGAAAUACUAUGUGAGCCUGAUUUAGCCCCCCUGCAGUAAAAGGUUAACGACAUACAGUCAGUAAUCAGUCAUUAUUUACAAUAUUUUAUCUCAAAGGAGCACACUAUAAAUUCCUGUGGUGAGAUGCAGGUAGGUAAUCUAGUGGUUAAGAGCGUUGGGUCAGUAACCGAAAGGUUGCUGGUCGAAUCCCCGAGCCAACUAGGUGAAAGUAUGUUGAUGUGCCCUUGAGCAAGGCACUUAACCCUAAUUUCUCCUGUAAGUCGCUCUGGAUAAGAGCGUCUGCUAAAUGACUAAAAAAUAAAAGAAUAUAUAUAAUGCCAGUAGAAAACCAGCAGCCUUACUGUCAUCCUGGAUAUAUUGUGGGCAUAUAGUAAGGCAGGUACCUUGGCAUCACAACUAUCAGUCCUAAUUUAUCAUAGGGAAGUAGGUUAUGACUUAUUAAGGGCACCUUAAUUGGGGAGGACGGGCUCAAAGUAAUGGCUGGAACGGAAUUAAUGGAAUGGUAUCGAGCACAUCAAACACGUGGUUUCCAUGUGUUUGAUACCAUUUCUAUUGACUCCAUUCCAGCCAUUAUUAUGAGCCGUCCUCCCCUCAGCAGCCUCCUGUGAUUAAGGGCUACUUAUUUGCAUCCGAGUCUAGCCAAAAUAAGUGUGCCUGUCCAUGUUUGCAUAAUUUACAUUUCCGUCGAAUAAUCUUAUCUCAUUUUAUACCCCAUUUUCCACAGGCCCAUGAAAAGGUCAGACAUAUUUCUCAGACAGAAGAAAAAGGAGAUAUGUAUUGUUUUGUGUAUCCACAGUAUUUUUCAGCUUCCUAAUUCUUAACCACAUUAUGUAAGCAAACAUUAUUUGAUUGGCACUUCAAAAUAUCAGAAGAUCAGACGUUUAGGUCUGAAACUCAGAUCUCUGAGAGCUAUUAAUUUAGCAGUAAGGACACAUUAGGGCUGUUCUAUGGGGGAUUCUCACUAGGGGGUCACACGCACACACACACACACGCACAAACACACACACUCGCACACACACACUCGCACACACACACAUAACACACACACACACACAUUGCCAUCUCUUAUGCUCCGCGAGAUAGCAUUCUACUUCCAUUGGCUUGCCAUUUCAUAGUGUGGUUAGGACUCAGUGCCUGGCAGGCAACCUAAUCUACAGGCAAAUUUCAUGGCAAAUGCGUUGUACAGCCACAGAGUUUUUUGAAGGUUUUAGUAGGGCUGUUCAGGUGCAGUAACUUUUACAAAAAUGAAAAGUUUGGGAUUUGAACCCGGAACCUUGUGGUUAACACUGUUUUUGAAUGCUGGCACUGUGCAUAUCAGUCAUGUUCUACUAAUACUGCCAAACAUAAUUAAUUAGUGAGUUACUGUAUGUGUGUGUGUGUUUUUGGGUGUGUGUUUCAGAACCCUGCAGUAAAAAAGAAUGGAUGUCCUAUAAUGACUUACAAUGUCCUGUUAAUGUUGGUUAAUGUCUUGCUAAUGACUUAUGACUUGUUGUGCUAAUGUUGUGUUAAUGUUGUGCUAAUGUUGUGUUAAUGUUGUGUUAAUGUUGUGUUAAUGUUGUGCUAAUAUUGUCUUAAUGUUGUGUUAAUAUUGUGUUAAUGUUCUGUUAAUGUUGUCUUAAUGUUUCCUAAUAUUGUGUUAAUGUUGUGUUAUUGUCCUGUCUAUUGUCUAUUGACAGAGAGAUGAUGCAUGCACUACCUCCACGCAUGAUGCUAUUCAAAUACACCAAUUCCUUAGAUACUGUAAUCCCUAUAACGUCCUCUGUGUUGUGUAUUUGCAGGGAGAUGGUGAAUGCAUGGUUCGCUGAGCGAGUCCAUUCCAUCCAGCCCUCCUCCUCCUCUUCCUCCUCCUCCUCGUCAUCCUCCAAAGAAACCCUUCCACCCCAGAGACCCACCCAGCCCUCAGACAGCACCUGCGUAGCCUCCUCCCUGCCCCCUUCCCUGGGCCUGAACGACAGGCGUUCUCCCUCCCCAGCCCCGGCCCCCAGCCCCGCUCCCAGCACCCCCACCCGCAAGAUCUCUGCAUCUGAGUUUGACAGGCCGCUGAGGCCCAUCGUGGUCAAGGACGCGGAAGGCUCUCUAACUUUUCUUUGCGACGCCGAACCCGACUGGGGCGACAUCCGGACGCCCUUCAGAACCCAGCAGGGAGGGGUUGGGGUUGGCAUUCCCACAGGGAUGAUGGGCGAGGUUGGCAGUGCCCGGGGGUUGGACCGCUGUGCCAGGCUGUUGGAGCUGGUGAGGGAUGUGUCGAGUCACCUGGACGUGACAGCGUUGUGCCACAAGAUCUUCCUGCACAUCAACGAGCUGAUCGCCGCCGACCGCUACUCACUCUUCCUGGUAGGUAGUAGCACCAUGGGCUAUAGUACCCACAAUGCUCUGUUUGUAGCAGGGCCACUGGGAUGAGAGGAAGAAGGAUCGGACAGUGGUUAGCAUAUGUAAUGAAACAAAUUUAGGAUGAAAUGAGGAAGGAUUAGGAAGGGAAAGUGAACAUAAAUCUCAUGUAUUUCAAAUAUAUGAUGCUGAAUGAAACUGUUGGAAAAGUUUGCUCCCAAGUGGAUUUCCUGGUUCUUUUUAUGACCUUUUAAUCUCUGUCUAAUCCUUAUCUAUCUAAUUCAACAACCAUAUCUAUCACGACUCAGGAUAUGACCCAGAUGCAGACACAGGAGGCGGAUAGUACAGUUCUCAGAUCAUUUAUUAUAAACACGGGGCAAAGGGCAGGUUGAGGACAGGCAGGGGUUCGUAAUCAGGACACAGUCAGGCAGGUACAGGACGGCAGGCAGGCUCGAGGUCAGGGCAGGCAGAGGUUCGUAAUCAGGUCAGAGUCAGGCAGGUACAGGACGGCAGGCAGGCUCGGGGUCAGGCCAGGCAGAGGUUCGUGAUCAGAGUCAGGCAGGUACAGGCAGGCAGGCAGGCAGGCUCGAGGUCAGGGCAGGCAGAGGUUCGUGAUCAGGUCAGAGUCAGGCAAGUACAGGACGGCAGGCAGGCUCCGGGUCAGGGCAGGCAGAGGUUUGUGAUCAGGUUAGAGUCAGGCAGGUACAGGACGGCAGGCAGGUUCGGGGUCAGGGCAGGCAGAGGUUCGUGAUCAGGUCAGAGUCAGGUAGGUACAGGACGGCAGGCAGGCUCGAGGUCAGGGCAGGCAGAGGUUCGUGAUCAGGUCAGAGUCAGGCAGGUACAGGACGGCAGGCAGGCUCGGGGUCAGGGCAGGCAGAAUGGUCAGAACCGGGAAAAUUAGGAAACAGAACUUGAGAAACAGGAAGACGGGAAAGCAGGCUGGUAAGACCUAACAAGACAAGAUGAACUGGCAACAGACAAACAGAGAACACAGGUAUAAAUACACAGGGGAUAAUGGGGAAGAUGGGCGACACCUGGAGGGGGGUGGAGACAAGCACAAAGACAGGUGAAACAGAUCAGGGUGUGACAAUAUCAGGUAGCUAUGAUUACAUUUCCAUGCAAAUGGACGAUAAAGUGACCUAUCACAUCAUACAUCAUAUAUUAUCAUAUCGUAGUAUAAACUGUGUAGACAACUUUAAAAAGCCGAUGCAGAUACACUUCCUGUAUGAAUCUGGAUAAGUAUGACAUCACUUCCUUUCUAUUACUUGUCGCGUGACCCCAGGUGGGCGAGGACAGCUCCAACAGGAAGUUCCUGGUGAGCAGGCUGUUUGACGUGGCCGAGGGCUCGACCCUGGAGGAGGUGUCCAAUAGCUGCAUCCGUCUGGAGUGGAACAAGGGCAUUGUGGGUCACGUGGCGGCCACGGGCCAGCCCCUCAACAUCAAGAACGCCUACGAGGUGAGAUGA
Molecule: messenger RNA, 7177 nt
Organism: Coregonus sp. 'balchen'
Lineage: Eukaryota; Metazoa; Chordata; Actinopteri; Salmoniformes; Salmonidae
Source: the annotation of a GenBank genome assembly